Molecule: messenger RNA, 1299 nt
Organism: Penicillium nucicola
Lineage: Eukaryota; Fungi; Ascomycota; Eurotiomycetes; Eurotiales; Aspergillaceae
Product: pepsin-like aspartic protease
Exons: 3
Coding region: 1-1299 (432 amino acids)
Biological process (GO): proteolysis
Molecular function (GO): aspartic-type endopeptidase activity
Source: RefSeq, a predicted model, not a curated record
AUGACGUCCAGAAUCAAGAUUACAGCUAACCCGCGCUACCAGAAGUCCGGCACGAAGUCGUACUUGUAUGCCAUGCGCAAGUACCGCUUCACCCCGACACAGGGUGGGCCAUACACGUAUGGAACGACCAUGCAUCAGACUGGCAGACAGUACACCGAUAAGCCUGUCGGAGGCCGUGCCCAUUUGCAGCAGGUCAUGCAGAAGAAGAGCGUUGACAGUGACCAGGUUGGUCAAGUUGGCGCUGAUGAUGUUCAGAAUGAUGCCAUGUAUUUGGCGGAAGUUGGUAUUGGAAGUCCGGCUCAGACCUUGAGUUUGGACUUUGAUACUGGGUCCGCAGAUCUCUGGGUCUGGUCGACGAAAUUACCUUCUCAGACCCUGUCGCAAUACACGAAUCAUACUGUCUUUGAUCCGAGCAAGUCGAGUACCUACAAAGUGAAGGAUGGUUCUACUUGGCAAAUCUCGUAUGGUGAUGGCUCUUCUGCGUCUGGUUUAGUUGGCAACGAUGAUGUCAACAUCGGUGGACUGGUUGUGAAAGGCCAGGCUAUUGAAUUAGCUGAGAAGCUGUCUACUCAGUUUGCACAAGGCGCCGGCGACGGACUUCUCGGACUCGCUUUUGGAAAUAUCAACACCGUCCAGCCCAAGGCUGUCAAGACACCCGUGGAGAACAUGAUCACCCAAUCCGAUAUCCCUAAGUCGGCUGAACUGUUUACGGCUAAGCUGGGAUCCUGGCGAGACUCUGAUGAGCCGGAUAAGGGCGAGUCAUUCUAUACAUUUGGAUAUAUUGACCAGGAUACCGUCAAGGCGUCUGAGGCCGAUAUCUAUUACACGCCCGUCGAUAACAGCCAAGGUUUCUGGACCUUUGACUCUACUUCGGCAACUGUGAAUGGAAAAUCUAUUGCUCGGUCCGGAAACACCGCCAUUGCUGAUACUGGUACUACUUUGGCGCUGGUUGAUGAUGACACUUGUCAAGCCAUCUACAACGCCAUUGAAGGAGCGGUGUAUGAUAAUGACAGCCAGGGUUGGAUCUACCCGUCUAACACCACGGCUGAUAAUCUGCCUGUUGUCUCCUUUGCUGUUGGCGAUCAGCAGUUUGUUGUGCAGAAGGAGGAUCUUGGCUUCGCUGAGGCUAAAUCUGGUUAUGUCUAUGGCGGUAUCCAGAGUCGAGGUACUAUGACUAUAGAUAUUCUUGGUGAUACAUUCUUGAAGGGUGUCUAUGCAGUCUUCGAUGUGGGCAAUAUGCGCUUUGGUGCCGUGCAACGAAAGGAGCUGCACCAGAAUCUGUCCGUGCCUUCUUCUUGA